AUGUCGUUUAUUAAAAAAAUUACUAACAAAUUUAUUAAAAAAAAUAAUAACAAUAUUCAAACUGAGAUUGAAGAAAAUUGGAUGGAAUAUCAACAAGAUGAAAAACCUUGGAGUUGUAUUGAAGAAAAUGUUGAUGAUACUUGGUCGACCUCCGAACAAGAAAUUUGCAUUUCUCAUUUAGCUGUCGAACAAGAAAAUCAACCUAUUAUUAAUGAAAGUUCAGAUUUCACUUUAAUUGAUAAUGAGAAUUCAUUUAAUGAUUUUGAAUACUUUUUAGAAUUAAUACUUUUCAUAUUAAUUUUAUUUAAUUCUAUUGAUUAUAUCAAGAAAAUUGAUCCAUUUAAAAUAAUGUUUAGUCAACGUAAUAUAAAUACUAUAUUUCAAAUAGGUAAUGAUAUCGAAAAUACUAUUAAUGAUCUUGUUAAUAGUAAAAUUAAAAUAGAAGAUUUUCCUAUGAUACAAGUUUGUAUUAUAAAUGAUAUUUUUUAUUCUUCUGAUAACAGAAGACUUUAUGUAUUUCAAGAAGCUAUUCGUAGAGGGUUAAAUAUUAACAAAAUAUCUGUAAAAGUUAAACGAAUAUCAGAUAUGAAUAUUAAUUGGAAAUUAGAAGGCUCAUAUAAAAUUGUUCGUAAUAACAAUUUUAAAAAUGUUAUAGUUUCUCCCUAUGCGAGAAAUGGAAGAGUUAUAGAUGAAUUGAUCUACUUAUUCGAUCAAUAA
This is a messenger RNA of Cetraspora pellucida, 717 nucleotides long. The record is from the annotation of a GenBank genome assembly. NCBI's taxonomy places the organism in Eukaryota, Fungi, Glomeromycota, Glomeromycetes, Diversisporales, Gigasporaceae.